This is a messenger RNA of Drosophila ficusphila, 1364 nucleotides long. RefSeq names its product chitinase domain-containing protein 1. Gene Ontology annotation, biological process: carbohydrate metabolic process. The transcript is spliced from 5 exons. Bases 84 to 1292 code for a protein of 402 amino acids. The record is from RefSeq and is a predicted model, not a curated record. Gene Ontology annotation, molecular function: oligosaccharide binding; chitin binding. NCBI's taxonomy places the organism in Eukaryota, Metazoa, Arthropoda, Insecta, Diptera, Drosophilidae. Gene Ontology annotation, cellular component: extracellular region.
GUCACACUGCUGCCGGCCGUUUUGUUGUAUGCGAUUUGUUUUUGUGCGAUUUAUGCCGUGGUACUGGUUCUCCUUUUGUCAAAAUGCGUGCGCCUGAUGCGCUCCUGCUCCACCUCGCUGUCCUGCUUUUCCUGCUGACCUCCGUCCAAGGAACCCUCUCCCCAGACAGCCAGAAAUCCAAGAGCAAAACCAAGGAAAGUGCAUUGCGUGGCGGUCCGCAAGACAACGAUGUUUUUGAUUUGGGGUUGGUGAAUCGCGAACCAUUGGCCAAGGAUAUUGUGUUCAACCAUAGAGGAUACUUCAAGGAAACGGGCUUAAGGCGGUUCAAUGGCACUACUUUGGGCUAUGUAACUCCAUGGAACUCCCAUGGCUAUGAUGUGGCCAAGAUAUUUGCCAAGAAGUUUGACAUCAUCUCGCCGGUUUGGCUACAGAUUGUAAAGCAGGGAGAUCGCUAUUCCGUGGCAGGAACCCACGACAUUGACGCAGGAUGGGUGACAGAUGUCCGAAGAAAGGGAAAGCAGCCCCACAAUCAGCGGACAGUGAAGGUGUUUCCCCGCUUUAUAUUCGAUCACUUCACCGAUCGGGAUAUUAAGUUGUUGCUCAGUGAUGCAAAAGAGCGGACGAAAGUUAACGAAGUCCUGAUCAAAUGCUGCAAGGAUAAUGGCUUCGAUGGACUUGUCCUGGAGGUGUGGUCCCAGCUGGCUGGGCGCAUCGAUGACAAAAUCCUUUAUAGUUUGGUGCUACAAAUGGCUAAGGAACUCCAGAAGCAGCAGCUUCGGCUCAUUUUAGUCAUUCCUCCUUUCCGCAAGGAUACAGGCAAUCUUUUUGGAGAGAAGCACAUGGACAAGCUGUACAAGCAUAUAUUCGCCUUCUCGCUAAUGACGUACGACUUUUCCAGUGUACAACGCCCUGGAGCGAAUGCACCACUAUAUUUUGUCCGCAAGGCUGUAGAGACAAUUGCUCCAGAAGGUUGUCCUGAUCAGGAGGCAAAGCGGGCUAAAAUUCUGUUGGGCUUAAACAUGUACGGCAACGAUUACACGCCCGAUGGCGGUGGACCCAUAACAUUCUCUCAAUACUUGGAUUUAGUAAGGCAUGUAAAGAAACACCUAACUUAUGAUGAACGAGAUGUGGAAAAUUUCUUCGAAAUCAAAAACGAUAAUGGUCGUCACAUUGUCUUUUAUCCCACUCUGCAUUCCAUCAACGAGCGAAUUAAGCUAGCCCAGGAGUUGGGCACUGGCAUUUCGAUCUGGGAACUUGGACAGGGCCUAAACUAUUUUUACGAUCUCUUUUAGUUAUGCUUUAGGGAGCAUGAAAUGCACAAUACAUAUACAUAUAAAAUAAAAUGUCCGCUAUAUUAGCAAAAA